AUGACGCUGGAGCCUGCCAGGAACAGCAGUGCAGUCAGUGAUGUAGAUCACCAAAAAGCUGACUGGGUCAGUAUCCACAAGGAGAUAUGCCAGCUGCUGAUCCCCAUCCAAACACCCCUCCCUUUCCUCCUGACUGAAAAUGAAAGAAAACAAAGGAGGGAACAGCUGGUGGAGAGACAGAAACACGUCCUGGGCCUGGUGCAGAGGAGAGCCCAGGGGCUGGUUUGGGAGGGCAGACACCCAGAAGCCAUCCCUGCAGCCCUGCAGGCCGUGAGGUUGGGUGCUGAGGUGCAUGGCUCGGAUUCUGUGCAGUUGGUGCCCUCUUAUCUGCUCUUGGCCGAAGCCUCCACUGGUGCUGGCUGCCUUCAGGAGGCAUCCAAGUACCUGUCCCAGGCUGAGUGGAUCGUGCUCAGCACCCCAAGCUGCAGCGAUGCCGUUCGGUCUCAGGUACAACGUGCUCUGGGGCUCUUCUGUGUUGCAGAAGGAAACCUUGACCAGGCUUUACACCACCUGGCAAAUGAUGUCUACCUGGCCAGCUCUACCUUUGGCCUGAGGUCUCUGGAGGUCUCUGGAGGGUAUUUCCACAUGGCCAAUAUUUUCUCUCGCCAGAACAAACUGGACAUUGCAAACUCCCUCUAUACUGAGGUGACUGCCAUCUGCCAUUCCUGGCUGCUGAGCCUGGUGCAGGCCCAGGAGCAGAUCCUCCAGGCAGAACCGGAAACGUCUCCGUUUGCCGAGGACCGGGAAGUCAGCGGAGACCAGAUGAGUGAAGCCCAGCAGGAAGAGGCAGCCCGGGUGCUGGGGGUGGUGCUGGGGGUCAGGGAACAGGCACCAAAGCAACAACCUGGGGAAACCUCCCGAGUCCUGCACGCCCUGGCCAUGCUGUGGUACCUGAGCAGGGAUUUCUCCAAGGCUCGUGAGAUGGGGCUGAAAGCCUUGGACCUGGUGAAACAACUGCCCCACCAGGAGUCUCUAGAACACAUUGGUCGUUUGUUGAAGUUGAUUAACUCCCAGCCUUCCUGCACGAAAUAA
Molecule: messenger RNA, 1032 nt
Organism: Chaetura pelagica (chimney swift)
Lineage: Eukaryota; Metazoa; Chordata; Aves; Apodiformes; Apodidae
Gene: ZMYND12
Product: zinc finger, MYND-type containing 12
Exons: 8
Coding region: 1-1032 (343 amino acids)
Molecular function (GO): protein binding
Source: RefSeq, a predicted model, not a curated record